Messenger RNA from Puccinia triticina, 1725 nucleotides. RefSeq lists its product as uncharacterized. The transcript is spliced from 8 exons. Lineage: Eukaryota; Fungi; Basidiomycota; Pucciniomycetes; Pucciniales; Pucciniaceae. The coding region runs from base 1 to 1725 and encodes 574 amino acids. The record is from RefSeq and is a predicted model, not a curated record. Gene Ontology annotation, cellular component: cytosol. Gene Ontology annotation, molecular function: 5-oxoprolinase (ATP-hydrolyzing) activity. Gene Ontology annotation, biological process: glutathione metabolic process.
AUGGACGAGUCAGUCGGCGACCACUCCAUCCAGAUCGCCAUCGACCGCGGAGGCACCUUCACCGAUGUCCACGCCUCAUGGCCAGCAACCACCACCACCACCAGACACGAAUGGGUCACCAAGCUGCUCUCCCAGGACGCUGGAUACGAGGAUGCCCCGCGCGAAGGGAUACGCAGAGUGCUCGAGCAUGUCCUGAAACAGCCCAUCCCACGGAACCAGCCCCUCAACACCGACAAGAUCGACUGCAUCCGGCUGUCGACGACGGUGGGGACCAAUGCGCUUCUGGAGCGCAGCGGCGCAAAGCACGCCCUGCUGAUCACCAAGGGCUUCCGGGACCUGCUCGAGAUCGGCAACCAGUCGCGCCCCCGGAUCUUCGACCUGGCCAUCCAGAAGCCCAGCACGCUCUAUGCGGCCGUCGUCGAGGUCGACGAGCGGGUGACCCUGCUCGGCUUCACCAGCGACCCCAGACAGCCCGCCCGCCAGACGCUCUUCGCCCCCGACGGCUCGGUCGCCCGCCCCUACGAUGGCCGGCCCCACCCCGCCCAUGUCGUCCGCGGGAACAGCGGAGAGGCCGUCCAGAUCAUCAGGCCCCUCGGUAUGUCCCCGCCCCUCUGUGACGGACAUCCUUCUCCUGACCUCUGCCCACGCCUCUCGCCAGAUGAGGAGCUCGUCCGCCGCCAGCUCGGAGGCGAUUCCCCUCCCAUCUGCACCACCCAGCCAAACCUGACAGAACUCUGCCCAGAGCACGAGCAGCGCAUCGGCAGGCUCGCCCAGGAGCUGGGCUUUGCCCACAUCUCGCUCUCCUCGACCUUGAUGCCGAUGAUCAAGCUGGUGACGCGCGGGACGUCGACGACGGCGGACGCGUAUCUGACGCCGGUGCUGGGGCGCUACAUCGACGGCUUCUUUGGCGGGUUCGACGGGAGUCUGCAGCGCGAGCCUGGCGGGCCCCUCGCCGUCACGGACGCCAAUCUGCUCCUCGGACGCCUCGUCCCGGGCCAGUUCCCGAAGAUCUUCGGGCCCAACGAGGACCAGGAACUGGACGUCGAGGCCUCCCGGACCCUCUUCGAGGAGCUCCGGGCGACGAUCAACCACGAUCUGCAGCAGGACCUCAGCGUCGACGAGCCAUCGGGACCCGCGAGACGCGCGCUCGAGGACCAGCUCGCGCGGCUGCAGGCCCAGGUCGUCGACAGCUUGCACAAACAGGGCUUCGAGGACCGCCGGAUCGUCGUCGAACGCUUCCUGAACAUGCGGUACGACGGCACGGACACCGCCCUCAUGGUCCUCGACCCCUCCUCCGCUCGCCCGCCCAACUCCGGACAGGGCGAGCCCGACUAUUUCGACUAUUUGGCCGCGUUCAAGGCCGCCUAUCGCCAGCAAUUCGGCUUCAUUCUGGCGCCGUCUGUUGCGGUCGUAUGCGACGAUGUGCGGGUGCGGGGGAGCGGCAAGUCCAGCGAGGCGGAGGGCGAGUCGGUGGCGGCGCAGCUCGCGCGCAUCCGGUUCGCGCCCUUCGCGCUCCCGCCGGCCGACGAGGGCGGCUUCGCGAUGGUGUUUUUCGAGCAGACGAUGGGCAGGGUGCGGACGCCGGUGCUGGCGCUCGAGAAGUUCCGGCCGGGCGACAUCCUGGACGGCCCCGCCGUCCUCCUCGACCAGACUCAGACUGUCGUCGUCGAUCCCGACGCCAGCGUCCGGUUCUUGGACGCCCAUGUCGUCAUCGACUUGCACUAG